Molecule: messenger RNA, 1429 nt
Organism: Silurus meridionalis
Lineage: Eukaryota; Metazoa; Chordata; Actinopteri; Siluriformes; Siluridae
Gene: tmem244
Product: transmembrane protein 244
Exons: 6
Coding region: 832-1287 (151 amino acids)
Source: RefSeq, a predicted model, not a curated record
UACAGCAACGAAGAAAAGAAAUGUGCAAAUAUAUAAAGUAGUUACACUUAAAAAAAAAAAAAUAUUGCAGUUAAAAAUGGUGUUAUUGCACAAACACUUCACUAUAAAUUAUAAUGUAUUGUACACUACUGAACUACACUAUAUUAUACAGAACUAUACUAAAUUUAACUAGAGUUCGGAUCCUUUCUUUCUUUAUUCAAUUAGUUAUCAGAAGGUGUGAUGGUGUAGAUAUAGUGUGCAGAUGUAGUGUCUCCUCCCUACUGUAUUCUUUAUGCAAAUAAACCUUGAUAGCUCUAAUGUCAACAGGAGUAUGCUUAAAGACAGCACAGUGUCGGGAUUAGCUAAAUCUCAGGGUCACCAUGGGAACAGGAAAUUAAAUGACACAAACACAAAAAAACACUGGAAUCUCAGUUCUGGCUGUUAAACUGUGCCUAAACAGGAUUUUGUCGUUAAUGAUAUAUUUAAUUCCAUACGUUUUUCCGUACGACAAAAGAUCAAGGCGGUCCUGCUAACACUCUUCGAAACGCAUGCUAAUACACUGAACAGCUUGUGCUAACAUGACGUAGAAAAAUAACUUUGCAGCCGCAUUCUGUCCAUGUCAGGCCCCCGGGUGUAGGAUUUAAUCCGGCUCAGGCUAAAACGUUUAAGCAAGUUGCUAAUCCCAUUAAAACCGCUGCUCACAGAAACACAGUUAGCAUAACACCGCUUUGCUAACAUUUUUUGCGGAAAGCGUAUGCUCCCCAUGGUGUGGUAUUACUGCUACCGGUGCUGUGGGACGCCUCAAUUCAAGCACCACAGCAAGCUGUCAAUCAACACCAAGCUCAGCGACACAUGGGUAAAGCUCUUCAUCUCGAGGUGGUUCUUCAAAACUUGUUCAUGUGUAUGGUGUGUUUCUACUCACUUUAUUACAUCACUGUCAGCCUGUGCAUCGGCAUCCUGAGGGUAGAAGACAUCGACAGGUUAUUAGCACCUUUCAACUACAAAAUACAGCCUUCAUGGAACAGUCCGGAAUAUUUAGCGAGUGUGAUUUCCACAGAGGUGACGUAUAUCGUGGGAGGACUCAUGUUCGCCUGGAUCGUCGAGGAAUGCGUGUGGGACUACGCCAUCACCGUCACAUUGCUACACGUCGGCCUAACGGUUGCUGUCAUGGCUGAUUUUCCUUUCACAGAACACUGGUGGAUCGCUCUCGGUUCAGGUUUAGCGAUGAUGAUCUUCGUCGGGCAGCUUUUGGCACAUCAUCUUUUCCGAAACAAUUUUGUACACCCUGAGGAGCUCCAAAACUUCUAACUCACUUCUCUUCACUGGGAAAUGUUCUGCACUCACUUUUUUCACUUGUUCUUUCUUUUUUAACUAUUUUGUUUACUCACAUUUUCUUUCCUCAAUGCAUUUUUGUCAUCAAUAAAUAACCUUGGAUGUAACAGAAAAUAAA